AUGCUAAUGCAUCAACCGAGCUGGAAGGUUGAAGUCAUUCCAGACAGCGAAGACGAAAGGCAAAGGGUGUCCGGUUCAAAGAUUAGAGCUCGUCAAGAGGUCAUUGAGAUAUCGUCUGAAUCGGAAGAUGAGAAAGAAGAACAGGACUCGGAUGCGGAAAGCACUUUCCCCGGAGCCUGGAGGCAAUCGAACAAGCCAGGUGGCAAGAGGUCCAACUUGGCCCCGAAGGCGUCAGGACAGAUAGCAAGGGGAACAUAUAUGCGUUCGCGGGUAAUCGAGAGCUCAGACUCGGAAACUUCAGAUCAAGAGGAAGGACUGCCCAAAGGGCAUACCCUGACCCUUACGAAAAAGACCUGGUCCGCGAGAGAAUCUACUGUCAAAACACCCAGCUCACGCGAGACGACCACUACCACCACAACGUUGUUCUCUUCGAAGCAGACUACAACAUCCCGUGUUGUUGAAGCUAAAUCCGAGGAUGCAGACGACGACGAUGCCAUCCUUGUCUUCGACGAACCUAAAUCCGCCCGGAAGCCAAUACCAAAGCGAACAUUACUUGGUUCGGAUUCCUCCAAUGGGUCCUUUAGUGUUCCGUCUACUCCUGGGCGAAUCUUUGGCCGGCCAGAAAUUAUCAACGCCACACCAGGCCCUCCUGAUCCACGUCGCACCUCACCCAGGAAACGCGGUGCUGGUACGCCCAGAGUUAGCAAGAAAAAGACUCGUGAAGAAGAGCAGGCAAAGCUUCGCGAGUAUGCCAGUGAGCUAUUCCAAGAACUAAACAGGACCGUGUUCAACAACGAGCUACCGUUUGAUACCAAGUUGAACUGGAACAAACGCUUAUUAACAACUGCUGGAAGAGCAAAAUGGCACAGAUCCAGGGAAGGCGUGCAGACAUCCGAGAUUGAACUUGCGGAGAAGAUUCUGACGUCCUCGGAGCGAAUCAGAAACACCCUGUCCCAUGAGAUGUGUCACUUGGCCUCAUGGGUCAUCGACAAAGAAAUCAAAGAGGGGCACGGGAGAUUCUGGAAGGCUUGGACACGAAAGGUCAUGGCCAUGUAUCCGAACAUCAACAUAUCGACCAGACACGACUAUGAAAUCGAAUACCCGUAUAAUUGGAAGUGCGCCAAAUGUGCCAAAAUAUAUGGCCGUUUCAGCAAGUCCAUUAAACCGGACGAAUGUGUGUGCGGUGCUUGUAGGGAAGGACGAUUGAUACCGCAAUUUGAAACAAGAACUCCCAAACCCAACACUCCUAGGAUUAGCCGAAUGGCUGCUGCAAAAGGCCAAGAUUCGCCGUGUGCGUCGCCUAUUCGCCCGACGCCCCCAAAUAAUGCGAAGCGUCCUGAAGUCAUCUAUAUCUGUUCCGAUUCAGAAGACGACUCGGUGCCCCUGUCUGGGAAAGCAACUUGCUGCGGGAUUGAUUCUUUGGGUACUGAUUCAGAGGACGAUAUCGAAGUCCUUGCUAUGACUUUGAAGUCCACCUCGUUGGCCGAGGCUGAUUGA
Molecule: messenger RNA, 1497 nt
Organism: Coprinopsis cinerea okayama7#130
Lineage: Eukaryota; Fungi; Basidiomycota; Agaricomycetes; Agaricales; Psathyrellaceae
Exons: 14
Coding region: 1-1497 (498 amino acids)
Cellular component (GO): nucleus
Source: RefSeq, a predicted model, not a curated record